Molecule: messenger RNA, 522 nt
Organism: Entrophospora candida
Lineage: Eukaryota; Fungi; Glomeromycota; Glomeromycetes; Entrophosporales; Entrophosporaceae
Source: the annotation of a GenBank genome assembly
AUGGCGUCUACACAAACUACGCAAAAAAAUCUCGAUCUCAGUUCCAGCCCAUUCAUCAUCUCUGAACAAGAGGAUGAUGAUGCUUUGUUUGAUGCAAUCUUGCUCGAAGAAUAUAUGAAACCCUGCAAUCUGCCAGCUAAGUCUCAGAAUGAUACUUUUGAUGAUUCAAAGAGCUCAUCUAUGGAUACGCAACCAUUAGUCGAAGGAGUAAGAAGGAGUGCUAAUGGAAACAGUAUUCCUAUUCCAGCAAUGAAGAUGAAGGAAGCAUGGCUUUGUCAUCUACCUUUAAGGUGUAAUUCUUCGCAUAAGCCUAGUUUGUAUGGUUGUGAUUCUUCUAAUUGUUUUAUUACUAAAACUACAAUCACUGAAGAAACAGAAUGGGUAUUGCCAUGUGGCCAUGCAUAUCAUAACACAUGUUUUAACCAAGAUGGGUCCAAGUGCUUAUGUUGCUUAGACUUUAUUAAGGGUGGUGUUGAUAAACAUGUUCAAUCACUUCUAGAAGUUUACAUCAAAUUAAUUUGA